This is a messenger RNA of Cimex lectularius (bed bug), 1430 nucleotides long. RefSeq names its product ORM1-like protein (gene ORMDL). The transcript is spliced from 4 exons. Gene Ontology annotation, biological process: intracellular sphingolipid homeostasis; ceramide metabolic process; negative regulation of ceramide biosynthetic process. The record is from RefSeq and is a predicted model, not a curated record. Gene Ontology annotation, cellular component: endoplasmic reticulum membrane. Lineage: Eukaryota; Metazoa; Arthropoda; Insecta; Hemiptera; Cimicidae. The coding region runs from base 94 to 549 and encodes 151 amino acids.
AUGUUUAUAACCUAGAUUGUAGGAAGAGGAAAUAAAAAUUGUAUUCUGUAAUAUUUUAACUGACUUAAAAAUACCCUUUUAGGCGAUAUCGCAAUGUUGGUUGGUGGACAUGGAAAUGUUAAUCCCAACUCUAAUUAUAUGAAAAGCCGUGGGCUUUGGCUGAGUUACCUCAUUGGUAUUCUCAUCCUGCAUCUGAUACUGCUUUCAGUCCCUAUGCUUAGCAUCCCUAUGGCUUGGACCUUAACAAACCUCAUACACAAUGCAUUGCACUUUGUUUUCCUACAUCUGCUCAAAGGGACUCCGUGGAUACCGGAGGACCAGGGCUUAAGUAGCCGCUUAACCCACUGGGAACAGAUCGACGAUGGGAAACAGUUUACAAAAACAAGAAAAUUUUUAACAGCUGUACCUGCUGUACUGUUUUUUCUUACAUGUUUCUACACCAAACAUGAACCUGUACACUUCGUAGUAAAUUACAUUGCAACUCUUCUCGUAAUCAUACCGAAACUUCCGCAAUUUCAUGAAGUUAGGCUGUUUGGGAUCAACAAGUAAAUGUUUUAAUCCUGAUUGGUGAGUAAGAAAUAGCCACGCAAUUUUAAGGGCCAUUUUAUGAUGGACAAUUUGAAUCGAUUUUAUGUUAAAUAAUCAAAAUUUUAUAUUCGUCUUUUCAAUUUUGUUAUUAUAUAAUUACAACUAACAUUUUCAAUGUAUGAUAAUGAAAUUUCCAUGGCUGUGGGGCAUGGCAAUACUGUUUAGUUAAAGAAUGAUAUAAUUAUAUUUUUGUACAUAUUUUUCUAUGAAGUUUAUAGUUUUAUGGCAAUUGUGAUAGUAUUAUUAUAUUUUAUUUUGAAAAAUGUGAUACAAGUGCCUCUGAAUAUGUUGGCCAACAUUUUCAUUGUUGUAAUAUUUCAUUAAGAAAUAUUUUUAAUCAAGCAGUUUAAAAGAAUCAAUUUCUCUUUGCAAAAGCAAUGUGACACAACUUACUGAGAACAUUUACAAAUUUUAUUACAGAAAAUAUCCUGUUUUAUUUGUGUUAGCACAUAGAAAACCUAUCAUUCUAUUUAACCAAAGUCAUAAAGAGAUAAUACUAAGAUCAAUCAUUUAAGAUGUGAGGUUUUACAAUUAUUUUUAAAAGGGACAUGUAUUAUUUUCCUCCUUCAUUUUUCUGAACUGUUCCACCAGUUUUUAUUUUUUAAUAGCUUUUAGGCCAGUGCACGCCCCUUUCAGUCUUAUGUCAUGUGGGAGAAUAAUGUUAAAAUCUUCCUCUGAGGGGCCUUGUGCUUUCCUGAAAGCUAUUGAAAAAACAAAACAAAAAACUGGUGGAAUUAUUAAGCAAAACACCACCAUUUCAACUUUCACAUAGAACAUAUAUGUUUAUGUUUGUUUAUAAAAAUGUUUAUGAAAAUAAAUAAAACUUUUCAUGCAGAACACAG